Molecule: messenger RNA, 657 nt
Organism: Rhizoctonia solani
Lineage: Eukaryota; Fungi; Basidiomycota; Agaricomycetes; Cantharellales; Ceratobasidiaceae
Product: Fungal cellulose binding domain protein
Exons: 6
Coding region: 1-657 (218 amino acids)
Source: RefSeq, a predicted model, not a curated record
AUGGCGGCAGUGUGGGGGCAUCGGAUGGUAAGCAUCGAGUCGAUUGUUUAUCACGUUCACUCGAGCGAAAUCCAGGGUUGGGACUACUACAUGCCUGCCAGGGUUACUUGCCUUAAAGUCAAUGAAUAUUAUAGCCACUGUAUUCCGGAGGGUCAUGUAACGACCAACACUGCUGGGUCGACCGUGUACCUACCGUCCAUCACCCAAGCGCCCCUACCGGGUUGCACUCCCACUGGUACCAUUACAGCAGGUGCUCUUCAGCCUCGAGCCACCAGCAUUUCACUUGUUGCUAUGACGGAUGGGCAGCAGGAUCCUAUCUUCAGAAAGCUCAAGGCAGUAACGCUGCGACCCUUGGACCUGCGUCAACGAAAGGGUUGUUCCUUGCAGAUCGAGGCAUACCCAAAUCCAACAAGCUGCACCCCCUUCCUAUACUUCAACAUCGACCCGAUCGGCACAGACAAUUGGCCACUUCUUUUCGAGUCGACUGGUACGACACUUGGUUGGAACUUCUACGAUCCCGACGAUACUCUCAGCUCUAGUGGCAGCAAAGGAAUAAAUAAAUUUGUCGCUUGUUCAAACGGCACCUUAUAUUUCCAAUGGGGCCCCAAUCUUCCGAGCGGGAACUGCACAGUAACUCGCCUGAAGAUAGGCCAGUAG